Molecule: messenger RNA, 849 nt
Organism: Rotaria sp. Silwood1
Lineage: Eukaryota; Metazoa; Rotifera; Eurotatoria; Philodinida; Philodinidae
Source: the annotation of a GenBank genome assembly
AUGGCUCAAAGAAUUGUUCCCGAUCGUUUUCUUGAUGCAGGAGAAGAACCAGAUCAAGCGUUAACACCUAUCGAAGGGUACGAAAAAGCACCAUUGGUAUCACUUAUAAAUGCUAUUCAACCGAUUAAAUCUUUGCUUCAUAACGCUGACUCAAUGGCUGAAACAGCAAGACGUAACUCGCGUAAACCAGCUAAUGAUUUAACUCCUGAUGAAUCAGCUGCUAUUCAUCUGUAUACGAUGCAAUGGCCCGAACCAUAUCCAAGUCUCUAUAGUAUCCUUAAUCAGAAACUUCGCUCUAAACACAGAGAAACACUCAUACCAUGGUUUCUCUUUCUUAAACUUUUCUUUACUGGUUUGUACAAGCUUCCAUCAUUCAAGGGUACUAUAUGGCGUGGUGUUGUCGGUAAUUUAACUGAUCAAUAUGAUGAAGAUCAUAUAUGGUGGGGUGCAAGUUCAUGUACAGAAACGAUGCAAAAAAUGGAAACAUUUGUUGGAUCGAAAGGUGUUCGUACCUUAUUUACUAUUGAAUGUAUUAAUGGCAAGGCUAUAAAGACCCAUUCUUAUUUUAAAGAAGAAAAUGAAAUAUUACUCAUACCAGGCAGUUAUUUUCAAGUAGUAGAUAAGUGGAAAGCAGCUACAGAUUUGUAUAUGAUUCAUUUACGAGAAAAAACACCACCAUAUCAAACUAUUGCUCCUCCUUUUGACGCAUCUGCACCAUCAAUCAGAAUCCAGUCUCCGGAAAAACGCACAAAUUCUACAGAAACGAAAGAAAUUUCAAGUCCCAAUACUGCAUCGACUAAAGACCAAGGUAAUUUUGUUGUAUUUUCCUUUAUCUUCAAAAUUCUUUGA